This is a messenger RNA of Lathyrus oleraceus (garden pea), 2835 nucleotides long. RefSeq names its product cullin-1. Gene Ontology annotation, biological process: ubiquitin-dependent protein catabolic process. The record is from RefSeq and is a predicted model, not a curated record. Bases 250 to 2472 code for a protein of 740 amino acids. The transcript is spliced from 20 exons. Gene Ontology annotation, molecular function: ubiquitin protein ligase binding. Lineage: Eukaryota; Viridiplantae; Streptophyta; Magnoliopsida; Fabales; Fabaceae. Gene Ontology annotation, cellular component: cullin-RING ubiquitin ligase complex.
AAGAUCAAACACAAAGCGACGCAAAAAUAUAAAAUCCAACAAACUCAUCGAAUUUUAUGCGCAAAAAAAUAGAGAGAAAAUCUUUAUAUAUCUAUCAAUCUCUCUAAGCUUCGACUUUUCAUUAUUUAAACCCUUUUCUCAGAAUCAGAGAAACUAUAACACAUCAAGCAUAAACCACUUUUCACCGCCAAAACCCUAUUGCUUUUGAAUACACACCUACAUCCAUCGUUCUCAUUCAUCGCUCCAGCCAUGACGGACAGGAAAACCAUUGAUUUAGAUCAAGGUUGGGCCUAUAUGCAGAAGGGAAUUACAAAAUUGAAGAAAAUUCUUGAAGGAUUAUCAGAAUCUCAGUUCAGUUCAGAGGAAUACAUGAUGUUAUAUACAACCAUUUAUAACAUGUGUACUCAGAAGCCACCAAAUGACUAUUCACAAGAACUGUAUGACAGAUACAAGGGUGUUUUUGAGGACUACAUUAGAUUGACGGUUUUGUCUGCUGUAAGAGAUAAGCAUCAUGAAUUCAUGCUGAGGGAGCUUGUGCAGAGAUGGUUGAACCAUAAGAUUUUGGUUAGGUGGCUUUCACGCUUCUUUCAUUAUCUUGAUCGCUACUUUGUUGCGCGGCGCUCCCUGGAUCCACUCAAUGUAGUUGGGCUUUCUGCCUUCCGUGAUUUGGUUUACAUGGAGGUGCGAGCUAAUGCUAGUAAAGCUGUGAUAACUCUUAUUGACAAAGAACGUGAGGGCGAACAAAUUGAUAGAUCAUUGUUAAAAAAUGUUCUUGAUAUAUUUGUUGAGAUCGGUCUGGGUGAAAUGGAGCGUUAUGAACGAGAUUUUGAGGUGCAGAUGCUUGAUGAUACUGCUGAUUACUACAGAAGUAAAGCUACAAUCUGGAUUGAGUCUGACUCCUGCCCAGAUUACAUGCUAAAGGCUGAGGAUUGUUUGAGACGUGAGAGAGAAAGAGUGUCUCAGUAUUUGCAUACUUGCACUGAGCAGAAACUGGUAGAGAAAGUGCAACACGAAUUGCUGGUAAAGCGUGCUAAUCAGUUACUUGAGAAGGAGCACUCAGGCUGCCGUGCCUUGCUUAGAGAUGAUAAGGUGGAUGAUCUCUCUAGGAUGUAUAGACUUUACCAUAAAAUACCUAAAGGACUGGAUCCUGUUGCCAAUGUAUUCAAGCAGCAUAUUACAGAUGAGGGUACAACUUUGGUUCAACUGGCUGAAGAAAGUGCUAACAAUCAGAAAACUACAAGCGGUUCUGGCAUUCAGGAUCAAGUCCUUGUCAGAAAACUCAUAGAGCUCCAUGACAAGUAUAUGGCAUACGUUAAUAAUUGCUUCAUGAAUCACACUUUGUUCCACAAGGCAUUGAAGGAAGCAUUUGAGGUAUUCUGCAAUAAAACUGUUGCCGGUAGUUCCAGUGCGGAGCUAUUAUCUUCAUUCUGUGAUAAUAUCCUUAAAAAGGGUGGAAGUGAGAAGCUGAGUGAUGAAGCCAUUGAAGAAACACUUGAGAAGAUAGUCAAGCUGCUUGCAUAUAUCAGUGACAAGGAUCUCUUUGCAGAAUUUUACAGGAAGAAGCUUGCCCGAAGAUUACUUUUUGACAGAAGUGCCAAUGAUGAACAUGAGAAGUGUAUUUUGACAAAGUUAAAGCAGCAAUGUGGUGGCCAGUUCACAUCAAAGAUGGAGGGAAUGGUGGUAGACUUGACAUUGGCUAGGGACCAUCAGAUGAAAUUUCAGGAAUACCUUAGUGAGAAUUCACAUAUAAAUCCUGGAAUUGACUUGACAGUUACUGUUCUUACCACAGGAUUUUGGCCGAGUUAUAAAUCUUUUGAUCUCAACCUCCCUUCAGAAAUGGUGAAGUGUGUGGAAGUUUUUAAGGGCUUUUAUGAAACAAGGACAAAACAUAGAAAACUUUCAUGGAUUUACUCACUGGGAACUUGCAACAUCAUUGGUAGGUUUGAACCAAAAACCAUUGAGUUAAUUGUCUCAACCUAUCAGGCUGCUGCCUUGCUACUGUUCAACACUGCGGAUAAGUUGAGUUAUUCAGAGAUUAUGACUCAGCUGAAUUUGACUCACGAUGACGUAGUGAGAUUACUUCAUUCUCUGGCAUGCGCAAAAUAUAAGAUACUUGUUAAGGAGCCCAACACUAAAACAAUAUCCCCAAAUGACAGCUUUGAGUUCAAUUCCAAAUUUACUGAUAAAAUGAGAAGGAUAAAGAUCCCUCUGCCACCUGUUGAUGAAAGGAAGAAGGUUAUUGAAGAUGUUGACAAAGACAGGCGAUAUGCUAUUGAUGCUUCAAUUGUGCGUAUUAUGAAGAGUAGAAAAGUUUUGGGCCAUCAACAAUUAGUUUCGGAGUGCGUUGAGCAGUUGGGCCGCAUGUUCAAGCCUGAUAUCAAAGCAAUCAAGAAGCGGAUUGAAGAUCUCAUCACUCGGGACUACUUGGAGAGGGACAAAGAUAACCCAAACACCUUCAAGUAUCUGGCGUAGGGCAAGGUUCUGAUGUACAGAGUGGUGCAAGUUGAGAAAGCUACUUAGACUGAAAUGAUCUAAAUUUGAUUCUGAAGUACGGGUGAAAAUGGUUAUUCAAUUCUGUAAAUGGCUGUAGUCGGUAUAUUAAAAUCAUUGAUUGGAGAAUCUCAGUACUGAGUAGCAAUUUUUUUUUGCAUACAUGAAGAGUUAGCCAUAGUUACCAUUUUAUUUGUGUCCAUAUAUUUAUUAUAGAACGAGGCAAGAUAAUGGGAUAGAAUAUUGGUGUUUCUGAACCUGGUACUUAGAAAGUAACUGAAUGAGUACUAGUUUGAUUUUCAUGGCAUCAAAUAAACUCGUUAUCAUAUUCUACAUUUUAAAUAA